Helicoverpa armigera (cotton bollworm) is the source of this 2610-nucleotide messenger RNA. RefSeq names its product transmembrane 9 superfamily member 2 (gene TM9SF2). The record is from RefSeq and is a predicted model, not a curated record. NCBI's taxonomy places the organism in Eukaryota, Metazoa, Arthropoda, Insecta, Lepidoptera, Noctuidae. The transcript has 9 exons. The coding region runs from base 220 to 2193 and encodes 657 amino acids. Gene Ontology annotation, cellular component: membrane. Gene Ontology annotation, biological process: protein localization to membrane.
UUUUUACAAACAGCAACACUAGUAGUGGUGACGUUUUCGAGAGUGCGCAGGCAAAGGGAACAUUCAACGAAAUAAAAUAGGAAUAUUUAGAUAAACGUACCGUAAUUAAUAAAGUAUUCAUAGUAAAUAUGAUUAUGUAGUUUUCUACUUGAAGAUUACGACAAAUAACUGUAUUAGCACAGUAUUUCAGCAACGGAAGUCGUGUAAUAACAUCACGUCAUGUCGUUGUAUGUGGUUUGCGCAUUGCUGCUUUUGACGCCUAUUCGUGCGUUUUAUUUGCCGGGUUUAGCCCCUGUGAACUAUUGUAUAGCCAGUGAUGAUACUAGCAAGUCGUGCAAGACUGAAAUUCCGCUGUAUGUAAAUAGAUUGAACACAGAAGAAUCAGUGAUUCCAUUUGAAUACCACCACUUUGACUUUUGUACUUCUGAUGAGAGCCAAUCACCUGUGGAGAACCUCGGGCAAGUGGUGUUCGGGGAGCGAAUACGGCCGAGUCCAUACAAACUUGAAUUCCUCAAGAAUGUGGAGUGUAAGCCUGUGUGCACAAAGACGUACAGGGGCUCAGACACAGAUUCUAUCAAACGGUUGAACCUGCUGAAGAUGGGUAUGGCACUCUCUUACCAGCACCAUUGGAUCUUAGACAACAUGCCUGUGACUUGGUGCUACUUGGUUAACGAGGGCGGGAAGACUUACUGCAGCACUGGGUUCCCCAUGGGCUGCCAAGUGCGCAAAGAUAUGGAUACAUGCACACCGAUCGUGAACGGUCACUCGAGUCGUAUUGGCGCUUACUACCUCUUCAACCACGUUGAUAUAGAGAUUACGUACCAUAGCGGCGGCGAAGAGGAAUGGGGCGUCGCGUUCGGUGAAAACGGCGGACGCAUUAUCUCUGCUAAGAUCAAACCAGCCAGCAUUCGACACACAAACCCGAAGAACCCUGAGUGCGGAGCCCGCGCGGCCGAGCUUCAGAUCCCGACUGAACUCGAUUCCGACAAGACCUUCAACGUUACUUACACGUACAGCGUUACCUUUAAAAAAAAUAACACCAUCAAGUGGUCUUCUCGAUGGGACUACAUUCUAGAGUCUAUGCCGCAAACGAAUAUACAAUGGUUCUCUAUUCUAAACUCUUUGGUGAUCGUCCUGUUUCUCAGUGGUAUGGUAGCCAUGAUCUUGCUCAGGACUUUGUACAAAGAUAUUGCAAGAUACAACCAGAUGGAGUGUGGAGAAGAUGCACAGGAAGAGUUUGGUUGGAAGUUGGUACACGGUGACGUAUUUCGUCCGCCUCGCCGCGGUAUGCUGCUGGCUGUGUUCCUUGGAUCUGGAUCUCAGGUAUUCGGCAUGACCCUGGUAACACUAGCGUUUGCGUGCCUCGGGUUCCUGUCUCCCGCCAACCGCGGCGCGUUGAUGACGUGUGCUCUGGUCGCGUGGGUGCUGCUCGGAGCGGCUGCUGGCUAUGUCAGCGCGAGGAUCUACAAGAGUUUCGGAGGAAGAAGGUGGAAGAGCAAUAUUCUGUUGACUUCUAUGGUGUGUCCCGGUGUGGUGUUCUCUCUGUUCUUCAUAAUGAACCUGGUGCUGUGGGGCAAGGGUUCAUCCGCGUCGGUUCCGUUCUCGACUCUGGUGGCUUUACUCGCUCUGUGGUUCGGAGUCUCCGUGCCGCUCACCUUUAUCGGCGCUUACUUCGGAUUUAGGAAGAGGAUCUUGGACCACCCAGUUCGCACGAACCAGAUCCCGCGGCAGAUUCCAGAACAGUCCCUGUACACCCAGCCGGUGCCCGGAAUCGUAAUGGGCGGCGUGUUGCCUUUCGGAUGCAUCUUCAUUCAACUGUUCUUCAUAUUGAACUCGCUUUGGUCCAGUCAGAUGUACUACAUGUUCGGCUUCCUGUUUCUGGUGUUCGUGAUCCUGGUGAUCACAUGCUCGGAGACCACCAUUCUACUGUGCUACUUCCACCUUUGCGCUGAAGACUAUCACUGGUGGUGGCGAGCCUUCCUCAGCUCGGGCAGCACGGCUGGGUAUCUGUUCGUCUACUGCUGCCAUUACUUCGUCACCAAACUCAACAUCGAAGACGCCGCCUCCACGUUCCUCUACUUCGGCUACACCCUCAUCAUGGUCUUCUUGUUCUUCCUCCUCACCGGUACCAUAGGGUUCAUGGCAUGCUUCUGGUUCGUCAGGAAAAUCUACAGCGUCGUCAAAGUAGACUAGACGCGUCCUAGGUUAAGCAUCGAGUGUCGUACAGCGGUAUUGACGAGUCCGUCGUGGGCGUUGUUAUGUAAAAUUAAGCCAGUUGUUACACCAAUGCGUUGUUUUUCUGAAAAAUACGCUAAUUUGUUGCGUGAGAAACUUCCGCCUAGUCCAUUUGUUUACUGAAAUGUCUCGUCGAGUUAUAAAGUGGUCUAUAGGUGACGAAGAGACUUAGUGGGAGUUUUAACAGUUAUUAUCGAAUCACAGACAUGACUUGUAUUGCAAUGGAUGUCGAGAUGCAACACAUCAGCUGCGCAGGCGUCGCCGGUCCUAUGUUGCGCGUGUGUCAGUGACGAGUGAGACUGCUGUACACAAUGUGAUUAAUUGUAUAAAAGUUUAUAACGCUAAUAAAUUGAUAGUCUCCUGUGCGUCUUUUAA